AUGGUGGCUCGAGACUUCAAUGCCGACUUUGGCGGUGUUGCCAAAUCAUAUUUGCAACGUCUGGACUCUCUUUCUACAGCAGAGAUUGGCGCCCAUGAUAAAUCUGGGCUACAGCUCCGAGAAAUCACAGUGCUGCUUCUGAAAGCAAUUUAUCAGCUGGUGCAACCAGAAGAAGUGAUGGCUAAUUUGUACGUCGUCAUCACACUCAUCUCACGUCGCUUCAUACAAUAUUUCGGACUGCCAGGCUCCCCCACAGGAUUCAAGAAGGAGCUUGAUCAAGUGGCAAUCUGCUUAUACAUUCUUGAAAGCACUGUCUGCCUCCAAUGCGGCCUGCCUUCAAUAUGCAUGUUCAACUUGCAGAGACCUGAUGCGUUGUCAGCGCCAGAAGUGGUUUUACGAAACCAAAUCCAUCAAAUCGCUUCUUUAACAACAACCUACUCGGGUCCUGAAUGGCAGAAUUUCGUGCGCAGUCUCAACCUACCCAUAGCUCCGGCACCCGUCAACCGCUACGACACGCUGAAGUUAAUUACCCUGUUCAGGCUGUCAAUGGAAGAGGCGUCUCGGAGUUUGGCCUCUCCAUCUCACCUAUCACAGAAUUCGGAGCUGUUGGAUCUCGUUGCCUUUGCUGCCCACAUGUACAUCGAAAACGUUGUCGAAAGAGAAGAGCGAAAUACCUUGUGCAGCAUCCAAUUAAGUGCCGAAGGUGUUCUACAGGCCGGCGCUAUUCUAGGAGCGCAUCUUGUGAUCUUGGCACGCAGACCACACCUGACUGAGACUUCCUGGACGAAAAUAAGUCGUGCGGACAUCCUGCUUGGCUUCGUUCAAGUCUCAUCGUUGCUAUCGUCAUUCAAGCAUCGCUGGGAGCCUUGUGCUGCAUAUGUCAAGCUGUGGGAUACUUUUGCUGAAUUUGUGCUGGCAAUUUCCAUAUGA
This is a messenger RNA of Capronia coronata CBS 617.96, 930 nucleotides long. RefSeq lists its product as uncharacterized. The record is from RefSeq and is a predicted model, not a curated record. The transcript has 2 exons. Lineage: Eukaryota; Fungi; Ascomycota; Eurotiomycetes; Chaetothyriales; Herpotrichiellaceae. The coding region runs from base 1 to 930 and encodes 309 amino acids.